Messenger RNA from Parastagonospora nodorum SN15, 111 nucleotides. RefSeq lists its product as hypothetical. Bases 1 to 111 code for a protein of 36 amino acids. The transcript is spliced from 2 exons. The record is from RefSeq and is a predicted model, not a curated record. Lineage: Eukaryota; Fungi; Ascomycota; Dothideomycetes; Pleosporales; Phaeosphaeriaceae.
AUGACCCUCAGUUUUACGGCUUCUCCCCCGGAAACACCCGUCGCAGAUCUGACCCAUCGACACCUACACCCCGACCAUGCUAGCCGUCGAACUUCACUCAAAUCGUGCUAG